This is a messenger RNA of Trypanosoma rangeli, 516 nucleotides long. Its product is annotated as katanin. Bases 1 to 516 code for a protein of 171 amino acids. The record is from RefSeq and is a predicted model, not a curated record. The transcript has a single exon. Gene Ontology annotation, molecular function: ATP hydrolysis activity; ATP binding. Lineage: Eukaryota; Euglenozoa; Kinetoplastea; Trypanosomatida; Trypanosomatidae.
AUGCACGAAGGCUCACGACGGAUGAAAACGGAGCUUCUUAUUCAGAUGGAUGGACUCUCAAAGAGACGCGGUGGCGAGGUUGUUUUUGUGUUGGCGGCAAGCAAUGUGCCGUGGGACCUUGACACUGCGAUGCUUCGUCGUUUGGAAAAACGCAUUCUUGUGGGUUUGCCAUCGUAUGAGGCACGCGCAGCGCUGUUUCGAACAAUUCUAACCCCGAAUGUGGCAGUUCCUGAUAUGGACUGGAACCUUUGUGCCAAUCUCACGGAGGGCAUGUCCGGCGCUGACAUUGAUGUGGUGUGCCGUGAAGCCAUGAUGCGACCGAUACGUUUGUUGAUUGAGAAACUUGAGAAUGCUGGUGACCCGAUGCAGUUGACAGGUGGUACACUGCAGCGACCACGGGUGACCAUCCAAGACGUGAUGGCAAGUGUGGCGUGUACACAGAGUAGCGUGCGGCAGUCUGACUUGAGCAAGUUUGACGAAUGGGCACGCAAGUACGGAUCUGGUGUUUCCUCAUGA